This is a messenger RNA of Phytophthora nicotianae INRA-310, 357 nucleotides long. RefSeq lists its product as hypothetical. NCBI's taxonomy places the organism in Eukaryota, Oomycota, Peronosporomycetes, Peronosporales, Peronosporaceae. The coding region runs from base 13 to 219 and encodes 68 amino acids. The record is from RefSeq and is a predicted model, not a curated record. The transcript has a single exon.
AAGCCAGAACCCAUGGUGGUCACUAGUCGAGUCUGCAACAUGAUCGUCCCGCUCGACGCCGACUGGAUCACAAUUGGCAUUUACCACGACUAUGAUGCGAGGCACAAACCGCUGAUGAGAGCUGGAGGCCCAGUAGUGAGUCUUCAGACGGGAAAUUGGGUCGGAGUGAUGUCCAGCGGCAAGAAAUGCAAAAUGGUCACUCAACGGCUCGCCCUGUGACGCCGAACUCGCCCGUUUGGGCAGAAGUUGACGCUGCCAUGCUGAAAUAUCGCGAGAAUCCGUAAAGCUGCCAUUCCAGGUGAUCACAGUGUUCUAAAAGUCGGGUAACUUCCUUCAAUUCAGUUUUUUUAGCUUGAG